Messenger RNA from Phycodurus eques (leafy seadragon), 527 nucleotides. It is a transcript of the gene spcs1, whose product is annotated as signal peptidase complex subunit 1. Gene Ontology annotation, cellular component: signal peptidase complex; endoplasmic reticulum membrane. Gene Ontology annotation, biological process: protein targeting to ER. The coding region runs from base 77 to 385 and encodes 102 amino acids. The record is from RefSeq and is a predicted model, not a curated record. NCBI's taxonomy places the organism in Eukaryota, Metazoa, Chordata, Actinopteri, Syngnathiformes, Syngnathidae. The transcript is spliced from 4 exons.
GGGUCCUUUGUGAUGUGACGUAUCCUUUCUUGCCGGAAGUUCUAUUGAGGAGGCUGUAAGAAUCUAAGAAAGGAAUAUGCUUUCAAUAUUUAAAUCAAUCCCCACGCAUAUGGAUUAUAAAGGCCAGAAACUGUCUGAACAGAUUUUCCAAGGGAUAAUCCUCAUCUCUGCGGUGAUUGGAUUCGUGUAUGGACUAAUCAUUCAACAAUUUGGAUGGACUGUAUACAUAGUCCUGGCAGGAUUUGUUGUCUCAUGCAUUAUGACCCUGCCCCCAUGGCCAAUGUACAGAAGGAAUCCCCUGCCUUGGCAACCUGUUAUACCAGAGAGCAGUGCAGAGUCAAACCCAAAGCCUCAGGAGAGUCUAAAGAAAAAGAAGCAUAAAUAAGUCCUCGUCAUCUGGCUACUGAUACAUCCUUUCACUUAUGAAAUCCUUUUGAUUUAUAUCACAGCCUACAUGUAAUUUUAAAAGAAACCAAUAGUGUUUCAGUUUGAAAUACAUGUGUCAAAUAAAGUGUGUAUGUUGUCAA